AUGCUGGUUGCGCUAGUGGUUCUAUUUCUUUCUGUGUUUAUGGCCAUGAAGUUUCUCUACAAAAGAAUAUUUGUGGCGAGUAGACUGAAGAUGAUCGAGAAGCCCUCCGAGGAUUGGGAGCCUGCCAGCAGAGAGGCUAUGAUCGAGAGACUCAGGUCGGAGGUGUUUGACCUGGUGGUGGUUGGGGGAGGAAGUACUGGAGCAGGAUGUGCACUUGAUGGGGCAACAAGAGGACUGAAGGUGGCAUUGGUGGAUGCAGGGGACUUUGGGUCAGGAACCAGCUCGAAGUCGACAAAGCUUGUGCACGGGGGAGUAAGAUACCUUGCAAAGGCGGUUAGCAACCUGGACUGGUCUCAAUACAAGUUGGUCUGGCAAGCACUGGGGGAGAGAACAACCAUGUUUGAGAUAUCGCCGUAUCUUACAAACAGCAUCAAGAUAAUGGUUCCGAUAUACAGCAAGAUACUGAUUCCUUACUACUAUGUUGGGCUGAAGCUCUAUGAUUGGAUUUCGGGAUUCAAGUCUUUGGGCAAAAGCUAUUUCAUCGAUAGAAAGGAGGCGGUGGAUGCAUUUCCACACAUCAACAAGAAGAAUCUCUGUGGGGCAAUGGUCUAUUUUGACGGGCAGCAAGACGAUGCAAGAAACAAUGUGAUGAUAGUGAUGACUGCAGUCUGCCAUGGAGCAGUGGCGGCAAACCACGUGUCUGCAAGGUCUCUGAUGAUUGAGGGCGGAAAGAUUGUCGGAGUGCGGUGCAGAGACGAGAUCACGGGAUCGGAGAUUGAGAUCAGGGGUACUGGUGUUAUAAACAGCACGGGCAACCUUGCAGAUGACUUGAGGAGGAUGGACGAUGCAGAUGCAAGAGAAAUCAUAGUCCAGAGCUCGGGAACGCACAUUGUCAUUCCAAAGGAAUAUGCGCCCAAGGAAAUGGGGUUUUUGGAUCCACUUACAAGCGACAACAGAAUAGCCUUCUUCAUGCCAUGGAUGGGCAAGACGAUUGUGGGAUCCACGGACAUCAAGACGAAGACAGAGCUCUCUCCUUCUCCAACAGAAGAGGACCUGGAGUUUCUGAUCCACGAGGUCCAGGCCUACACCUCGAUGCAUCCGAAGCUAACAAGGGAUGAGGUUUCUGCCGUCUGGACAGGAAUAAGGCCUCUUGUCAAGGACCCAGAUGUUUCCGACACAGGCUCGAUUGUCAGAAAGCACUUUGUGAGGAUUGAGAAGAACGGGCUGCUGACCGUCACUGGAGGAAAGUGGACGAUAUACAGAAAGAUGGCUGAGGAUGCAAUAGACCUUGCGAUCAGUGCAUUUUCCCUGAAGCCUUCGGGACCGUGUGUGACGAAGUAUGUCCGAAUACUUGGGGGCGAUGGGUACACCAAGAAUACGUGGGCCUCGAUCCAGAAGGAGCUGGGGGUUCCAAAGAACGUGGCUGAAAGGCUUGCAAGGUCCUAUGGCACCAGGGCUCUGAGGCUUUCGAGCUACAUCAAGAAGAACAGGAAGAAGGUUUUGUCUGUAAAGUAUUCCUAUCUUAUAGAGGAGGUGGAGUACUGCAUAGACAAUGAGAUGGCCGUCAAAGUAUGCGAUGUGCUUUGCAACAGACUGAUGAUCGGCCUGAUGGAUGUGAAGGAGGCCUACCAAUGUAUUGAUAAGGUUCUCGGGGUCUUCAAGAAGAAGCACGGAUGGGAUGCAGACAGGUGCAAUCGUGAGGAGGCGGACGCUAUAAGAAUGCUCGAUAAGUAUGGCCUUCAGAUCCUAAGAGGAUGUGGCCAGGAUGCCUCUUCUUUGCAGAUGGAAUGCCCUGAGGAAAAGAGGCACAGGGGCGAGCGUAGACUUCCUCCACAGGAAAAAUAA
Molecule: messenger RNA, 1845 nt
Organism: Encephalitozoon cuniculi GB-M1
Lineage: Eukaryota; Fungi; Microsporidia; Unikaryonidae
Exons: 1
Coding region: 1-1845 (614 amino acids)
Biological process (GO): glycerol-3-phosphate metabolic process
Cellular component (GO): mitochondrion; glycerol-3-phosphate dehydrogenase (FAD) complex
Molecular function (GO): glycerol-3-phosphate dehydrogenase (quinone) activity
Source: RefSeq, marked provisional